AUGUUCGACUUUAUCAAAAAAUUGCUGCGAUCUGCUCCUUGGAACCGACAGCAGGUGCAAUCAUCUCCUCAGUCUUUGGAUGAGGCCGACCAUGGCGUUCCGAAACCAGAGGCCUUCCCACAAUUUCCGCCAGCGCCACCUCGAGUAAUUCUGCAAGAUCCGAGCCAGUAUUGGAGCCAGGUCACUGCUCGACAGUAUGACGCCCCAAUGGGCGUCUUCAAAGACACAUCUCUGUUUGCGCUUUAUCGACUAUACGAAUUGAUCGUUCUUGACAAGGUCCUUAGUUACCGCAACGCGUUGGAGGCUUUUUGGCGGACUAGGAACUGGCCCAUUCAAGAGAUCGAAGACCCCAAGGACGAUGAUCCGGAGAGAUAUGCAGUGCUGGCGGGCUGUACUUACUUGCUGAUGCGCUCUUUCAACCAAAGAGUCAAGCUUGGUCUGCGUCGCGACAUGCCGUCGCUCAUUACACCGGAAGAGGCAGAAAUGCUGAGGCAGAUACCUGAUGAGUCUCGACCCUAUGAAGCAGUACCCGAGUGGGCUACCCAAGUUGCACCUCUCUCAGAAACGCUAGCAAUUCCCACGGAGGAAGGAGAGAUCCUGACAAGCAAGGAUGAUGAUCGAGCUGACCCCGACUUCCUUUCAAAGAACAUUCUAUUAUCGACACCUCAUAUAUCCUUCACUUAA
Messenger RNA from Thyridium curvatum, 684 nucleotides. RefSeq lists its product as uncharacterized. The record is from RefSeq and is a predicted model, not a curated record. The coding region runs from base 1 to 684 and encodes 227 amino acids. Lineage: Eukaryota; Fungi; Ascomycota; Sordariomycetes; Thyridiales; Thyridiaceae. The transcript has a single exon.